AUGUCCUGUAAGAGGUUCUCGAGGUGGAUAUCCUUUGGCCGCGUUGGCGAUGCAUCGCUCGGCAACACCGGCGGGCUCGGGGGCGGCGUCGCUGGCCGCACCCGCUCUGUCUUCUCUGUUGACAAGCCGCUCGGUUGGUUAGGCGGCCUCGGCGGCAUCUUCGGCCCCGCCUACGCGAUCGGCAGGCCGUUGCCGUUCCCUGAGGCGCGUCCGUGGAGGCCGUCGAAGCGCUACCGGCUGCUGCAGGCCGCCAGCCAGCUCGCCACUUCAAUCUCGGCCGAUGUCGGCUAA
This is a messenger RNA of Emiliania huxleyi CCMP1516, 291 nucleotides long. RefSeq lists its product as hypothetical. The record is from RefSeq and is a predicted model, not a curated record. NCBI's taxonomy places the organism in Eukaryota, Haptophyta, Isochrysidales, Noelaerhabdaceae. The coding region runs from base 1 to 291 and encodes 96 amino acids. The transcript is spliced from 2 exons.